This is a messenger RNA of Corylus avellana, 1593 nucleotides long. Its product is annotated as 11S globulin seed storage protein 2. The record is from RefSeq and is a predicted model, not a curated record. Gene Ontology annotation, molecular function: nutrient reservoir activity. Lineage: Eukaryota; Viridiplantae; Streptophyta; Magnoliopsida; Fagales; Betulaceae.
UCACCAUCCCUAGCUGUGAUCUGCUUCUUUUGUUUGUGUGCUAGCUUUAUCCAUGGCUAACAAUAUUUUGCUAGGACUGGUGCUCGCUCUGCUUGUUUAUGCAGCUGCCGGGGAAAAGAACCCGACCGGUUCCUACACUACCUCGGCUGAGCAAUGCCGGCUCCGGCAACUAAGGACGGUGGAGCCGUCCCGACGGCUGGUGUCGGAAGGGGGCGUGACUGAGUUGUGGGACACUAAUGAGGACGAGUUCCAAUGUGCUGGAGUCGCUGCGAUAAGGAGCACCGUGCAGCCUAAUUCACAGUCUCAGCCUAACUACCAGCCAGCCCCUAUGCUGGUUUACAUUGAGCAAGGCGAAGGGUUGUUGGGAAUAACCAUCCCGGGAUGUGCAGAGACUUAUGAGUCAGAGUCAUUUGAGGAUUUAAGAGGCCGACGGGCAAGCCACCAGGGAAGCCUAAGAGGUGAGCAGGGAGAGCAACAAGGAGAGGGCAGGAGAACAGACCAGCAUCAGAGGGUGCACAGGAUUCGUCGGGGUGACAUCCUCGCCAUUCCAGCUGGUGCAGUCCAUUGGUUGUACAAUGAUGGCAAUCAAGAGCUUGUUGCCUUCGCUGUCGUAGACAUGAACAACCAGGCUAACCAGCUCGACCAGCAAUAUAGGCCAUUUUUGCUCGCCGGUGGGGAACCAAAUAGGCAAGGGCAACGGCAAGGCGAACAGCAAAGAGAUAGCCAAAACUUCCAGAACAUCUUUAGCGGAUUCAACACGGAACUGCUGGCUGAGGCCUACAACAUUCCGGUGGAAAUCGUGAGGAGGAUGCAGGAGAAUGAUGAGCGCGGACUCCUGGUGAAGUGCCAAGAAGAAAUGCACCGCAUUAUUAGAGCUGACGAAGACGAAGAAGAUGAAGAUGAAGGGCAAAGGCAAAGACGGCUAAAUGGGUUGGAAGAAACUGUUUGCACUACCAGAAUUAGACACAACAUGGACACCCGCAGCGAGUCCGAUAUUGUCUCUAGGCAUGCCGGAAGAGUAAAUAUUGUCAACCAACAUAAGCUUCCAAUCCUUCAAUUCCUCGACAUGAGUGCAGAAAAAGGCCAUCUUUUUCCGAAUGCAUUGUACUCACCAAACUGGGCCAUGAACAACCAUAGAGUUAUCUAUGUGACUAGGGGAGACGCCCAUGUGCAAAUCGCCGACGACAACGGGAACAAUGUAUUCGACGAGAAGGUUAACCGUGGAGACGUUUUUGUGAUCCCUCAAUUCUUUGCGGCGGUGACCAGGGCCGGAAGCAAUGGCUUCGAAUACGUGUCGAUAAAGACAGCUGGCCAGCCAUUGAAGAGCACCCUGGCCGGCUACACCUCGGUUAUAAGAGCCAUACCAGCAGAUGUCCUUGCGAACUCAUUCCAAAUAUCCCCAGAAGAAGCUCAACAGUUGAAGCACAAUAGGGGCAGACAGAGCUUGGUUCUAUCCUCUAGCCGGAUCUCCCCAUAAGGAGGUUUUUUGUAACUUUCGUGUGUAUCACUACUACUACUACGUACUUAGGGCCACCCCACUAUGCAGUAGUCCUUCUUGUAGAAUUGAGAAGGAUUUUGAACAUGUUAAGGAAA